AGCAAAGCCAUUACCUUCAGAAUACUUGGUAAGAGCCUCCCAUUUGCUUUCAUUCACAGGAGGGUCCAUUCGAUGUGGGCAAAAACUGGAACUGUGAAGAUUGGAGACAUUGGUAAUGGCUAUUAUCAGGCCAUCUUUGGAUCGCAGCUGGACUACGACCGUGCCCUGUAUGGAGGUCCAUGGACGGUUGAUGAUCAGUAUAUUGCCUCUGAGCCGUGGAGACUGGAUUUCGAUCCAGACUAUGAUGUGAUCAACAAAACCAUGGUGUGGGUUUGCCUCCCACGCCUCCCAAUGGCGUAUUUCGAUGAAGAGAUCCUGGAGAGCAUUGGAAGCCGACUUGGGAGGGUGGUUAAAAUUGAUUACAACACUGUCAAUGGAUUUAGAGGGAACUACGCUAGAAUCUGCAUAGAAAUCGACCUAAGAAAACGGUUGGUCCCGAAGUAUAGACUAAAGAGAAGGGUUAGAAGAGUGGAGUACGAAGGGCUGGACACAGUUUGCUAUGAAUGUGGACACCACGGACACCUGGAGAGUAGCUGCCCCAGUUCAGCAUCAAUGGCGAAUGCCACACCAGAGCACAAGACUGUGGAUGAAGGAAUACAAAUGGUGAGUCACGAGAUACGUCCAGAAGUUUUGGAAGACUAUGGCCCGUGGAUGAUUGCAACUAGAGCAAAGAGGAAUAAAAAUCCAACCAAAGGAGUAGAGAAGAAGGAGGUGCAGGGUAAAGGGAACCUAAAGAGAGAAGAACAAGUGGGAGGCUCUAGAUUUAGUGCACUGAAGACAGAUGUGGAGGACGUGGGGGAGGAGAAGAAUGAUGAUAAAGAGUUGGCAGAAGAAAAACAGAAGGCAGAUGCUGGGGAGGAAACCAACGAGAAUUUAAAAGAGAAUAAGGGAAGGAGAAUGGGAGCACGGAGGAAAAGAGGGAGAAAAUCCAUCAACCACAUCAGAUGAACUCGAAGAAAAUGCAACAAUCGAA
Messenger RNA from Linum trigynum, 973 nucleotides. The record is from the annotation of a GenBank genome assembly. Lineage: Eukaryota; Viridiplantae; Streptophyta; Magnoliopsida; Malpighiales; Linaceae.